Molecule: messenger RNA, 3500 nt
Organism: Alosa alosa (allis shad)
Lineage: Eukaryota; Metazoa; Chordata; Actinopteri; Clupeiformes; Clupeidae
Gene: fnbp1b
Product: formin-binding protein 1
Biological process (GO): signal transduction
Molecular function (GO): protein binding
Source: RefSeq, a predicted model, not a curated record
AAUCACCGAACGCAAAUGCAUUGGGACCGAAGGAAGAGCCGCCGGUCCAACCGAUUCUCCACGCUUUGGAAGAUGCACAACUUCAGUAGACAUUUUCACCAGAAGCAGGAUCAGUUUGAUAACUUGGAGAAGCACACACAGUGGGGUAUCGACUUUGUGGAGAGGUACACCAAAUUUGUCAAAGAGAGAUCGGAGAUAGAGCUCAACUAUGCAAAGCAGAUUAGGAAUCUUUCAAAGAAAUACCAGCCGAAGAAGAACUCCAGAGAGGAGGAGGAGAACAAGUACAGCUCGUGCCGGGCCUUCCUGUCCACGCUGAACGAGCUCAAUGACUAUGCGGGCCAGCACGAGCUGGUGUCGGAGAAUCUGACGGCGCAGAUCAUUGCCGAGCUCGGGAAGUACACGCAGGAGCUCAAGUCGGAGAGGAAGACGCAUUUCCAUGAUGGACGGAAGGCUCAGCAACAUAUUGAAAACUCCUGGAAGCAGCUGGAAUCAAGCAAGAGGCGCUUUGAGAGAGACUGCAAGGAGGCGGACAGAGCCCAGCAGUACUUUGACAAGAUGGACGCCGACAUCAACGUAACGAAAGCAGACGUGGAGAAGGCGAGGCAGCAAGCUCAAAUGAGACACCAGAUGGCUUCAGACAGUAAGAAUGAAUAUGCAGCUUACCUGCAGAAAUUCAACCAGGAGCAAAAUGACCAUUACUACUCCAUCAUCCCCACCAUAUUUCAGAAAAUCCAGGACAUGGAGGAGAGGAGGAUUGAGCGGUUGGGAGAGUCCAUGCGCACCUUCGCUGAGGUGGACCGCACCAUCCUGCCUAUCGUGGGCAAGUGCCUAGACGGCAUGACUAAAGCUGCAGAAUCAAUUGAGGCCAAGAAUGACUCCAAGCAGGUGGUGGACUCAUUCAAGUCGGGCUUUGAGCCCCCGGGCGAUGUGGAGUUUGAAGACUACGGCCAGGCGAUGAAGAGGGCCGUCUCGGAGACCAGCCUGUCCAACUCUGGGCGAGAGGCAAACCGAAAAGUCGCUAGCGACGGACAACUGUGGCCUUUCAUCAAGAAGAACAAGUCACCCAAGCAGCCGCGCGAGCCCCUGGGCCACCGCCUCAACGACCUCAUGACCUCCAAAUCCAAAAUGCACUGCCUCCGGAGCCUCAAGCGAGGGCUUUCUCUCAAGCUGGGCUCUGGACCAGAGGACUUCAGCCACCUUCCACCAGAGCAGAGGAGGAAGAAGCUCCAGGCUAAGAUAGACGACAUCAACAAAGACAUUCAGAAGGAAAUGGAUCAGAGAGAUGCUUUGACAAAGAUGAAGGACGUGUACAUUAAGAACCCUCAGAUGGGCGACCCCAUAAGUCUAGACCCCCGACUGGGUGAGAUCGCUCAAAACAUCGACAAGCUACAGGCAGAGGCUCAGAAGUUUGAGGGAUGGCUUGCCGAGGUUGAGGGCAGAUUGCCAGUGAAAAGUGACCCACCCAAGAGGCAAAGCGUAGUAUUCGAGACUCAGAACAACGCACCCGUUACAGUUACCAACAACUGUGCACAGGACAGAGAAAGCCCAGAUGGCAGUUACACAGAGGAGCCCAGCUCCGAGCCGCCGGUGAAAGCAGCCGACCCAGAGUUUGAUGAUGAGUUUGAGGAAGAAGAGACCUUGCCCACCAUAGGCACCUGCAAGGCCCUGUACCCCUUUGAUGGCACGAAUGAGGGCACCAUCUCAGUAGCAGAGGGCGAGUUGUUGUAUGUGAUCGAGGAAGAUAAAGGCGAUGGCUGGACGCGUGUGCGCAGGAACGAGGAGGAGGAGGGAUAUGUGCCCACCUCUUAUGUGGAAGUCUUUCUGGACAAUAACACCAAAGGUUUCAAGACUUAUAUUUAAUGUGUUUAUUCAGUUUACUGUUGAGGGGGUAAACUAAACAUCUCUUCUGCCCUAAGUGUAUUUAAUGUGUGUGUGAGAGAGAGAGUAUGUGUGUUUGGGACAUGUUUGUAAGUCAACAAAAAGCUACUAAGUUCACAGCAACAUAUUAUAUGAGCUGUGCACAGUCCCUCUCUGCAGUUCUUCCAAGGUGCCAGUAGAGGGUGCCCCAGACCAAAACCUAAAGAGCUCUGAACUUUGGGGCAUGCUCCUGCGUCUCAGGAACCAAACACUGGACACAGCCCCACAUUUCUGAAAUGUCACUGGUCACCAGUAGCCGCAGCUGGAGAGCUUGUUUUAGACAGGCAGGUAACUGUGAGUUUGCCAGACUGGUCUGUCUGUUUUCACUGGAAUGUGUUUCAGUAUACAUCUAAAAGGAUACAUGGUGACGAUAGAAGUGUGAGAUAUAUCAGCGAACAGAUUCUUGUCCACUCUCAUGUGAGAUUGACCGGUGGCUUGCCUGAAAACUCAUGAUGUUGCAUGUCGGCAUGAGUUCAGUGUGUGCAUAUCAAGUCAAUCUUCCUUUCUUGCUAAAAGACUGUAAAGUCUAGAAUAGUCAUGAUGCUCAAUAUGGAAUGUUACAGCAAGAACUGAACUGUGUCAUCCCCAUGACGAUGAGCUUGUUUUUAAAUAUUUAGCUAAACGUGUAAAGGGUCUGAAUUUUCAUGUUUAUAAACUAAGAUGUGAAGAGCUAAACAGAAGUGCUGGUCUCAGGCAUAAUGGGAAUAUUUGGGAAUAUCCCCCUGAUGUGUUUCAGAGCCAUGGAGGGACUGGUGACCGGGGCUUAGCCGAUUCCUAAAAGAGUGUGAUGGCUCGGUGGAAGAUGGAGGAAAAGCUGCCUGAGAUAAACACUGCACUCAGAAAAGUGUACAGGAGAGAUGGAGUGAGAGAAUGACGGAGGGGAAGAGAUGAAGAGAGCUGAUAAAAGAGGAAUAGCUGAUUUUUUUUAAGCUUUGAUACUCCGAUCUAUUUUCUUUUUCUGAAUCUCUCUUGUGUGUCAGUGUGUAGCUGGCACCGUAAAAAGAAAAAAACAACCUGGGUCAAAAUCAGAAUCAAAAAUCAAAAACAAAGUCAGCUCUCAUACAUGUUUUAUAAAAUGUUUCAUUGUUUUUUUGUCUUCAGUUCAGCUCUGGUGUCUGUUACACGUGUUCUGUCGUCACGCUGUGUGUUGUCCAGUUGCGCUGGUGUUUGCACAGUUCGUCACACACAUUGUACCGUUCUGCUGCUCCUGCUCUUUGAUACCUUGGUUUUUGUGACCCUUGGAAAAACAGGGCCGUGGAGGCUGUCCAGGUAGGAUCAGUCAUCGCCACAGGGGGGCGCCAUUGCAUAUGCAUGCAGACGACUCACUUCUCUGCUCUCCUGUCUCUUCCUCUCAUUUUUUACUCACUCUGUUCAGUUUGGUCUUGCAAGAGUAUGCCACGGCGAGAGACGUCAUGAGGGUAAAUUAUUAAAUCCCACCCUAGAACUUUCUGGAACUGGAAACAAACUUCAUGUUUAGCUGGAGGCCAUAAGUCGGCACACACAGAAAGAGUCCAUAACAGCUUUGGAAUGACGGGUGUCGUUUCUAAAACCGAACAACAAUGUGUAGUGUGCCAGUGGGAUCC